Molecule: messenger RNA, 741 nt
Organism: Darwinula stevensoni
Lineage: Eukaryota; Metazoa; Arthropoda; Ostracoda; Podocopida; Darwinulidae
Source: the annotation of a GenBank genome assembly
GCUGCUCACUGGAGUCGCACGUGCGUCGACUUCCUCUUGGUCGUUCCUCCAUUCCCUCUCUGUCGGCUGGGGCGUGAACGUUUUGGCGGAUGGCGUGUGAUGUCACGUUGAGGAGUUGUUUCUUUCCGGACUUGCUGCUGAGACGAAGAUGAAGGUGUUGAGCCUGCCUGUGAGGACUGGCUUCCUGCGGUUGGGCCCGGGGGCUAGGCCUAAAUAUAGACCACGAGGGAAAGAGCCAAAGACAGUGACCGGAGAAGAGCAUCCUUCCUGGGUCGCAAGGAGGCGGGAGAAGGAGAAGAUUUGCCGGUCCCGCUUCCGGGGGAAGAUCAUCAAGUUCGACUCCGAGGGGAUCCCCGUGCUGUGCUACAACCACAGGCGGAACUUCCCGAAGGUGAAGUCGCUCUCCCAGCAGGGCCCCGAGGGCAACGAGAGACGCGUCGAGGCCCCCAAGACGAAGAAGGGGAUCCAUCCCUCCUGGGCCGCCAAGAAAGAGUUGCGGAAGAAGAAGAAAGAAGAGAGGAAACUGCAGAGAAUGCAGGAAACGGGCAUCAUGCCCUUCCAAGGCACGAGGAAGGUGUUUCAGGAUUGACUAAAGAAGUCUGUGAUAUGAUGAAUGUCUGUCCCAAUUUUCAUUCCUCGUAAUUGUCUAUGCCAUUCUGUAUUGUCAAAUGAAGGGGGUAAAAGUGCAGACUCAGACACUGAAAGACAAACAUCAUUUAUUGCUAGUGAUGCACAUACCGG